Rotaria sp. Silwood1 is the source of this 2154-nucleotide messenger RNA. NCBI's taxonomy places the organism in Eukaryota, Metazoa, Rotifera, Eurotatoria, Philodinida, Philodinidae. The record is from the annotation of a GenBank genome assembly.
AUGUCUAUAGUAAAUAAAAAACCAUCCGAUGUUGACGACGAUGCUAUUAUUGAUCAACAUUCAAAUGAUGACAGUAAUAAAUUCAGUAUUAAAGUACUAGGAACAGAUGUAAGCAUAGAUGAUGUCAAAUCAAAUGAUAAUUCAUUCAAGAGUAAACAAUUCAAAUUAGAAGAUGACCUUAAUUUACUGGUACAAGAAAGAGAUUACUUAUACAGCAAAAAUGAAGAAUAUUUUCGUGUUAUCGAAGAAUGCAUUAUGCAGAUUGAACAACUUGAAAUGAAAAAGAUCUCCUUAAAUACGCUACGAAUCGAAAAGAAAACAGAAAUCACUAUUAAACAAACCGAACUUGAUGAAAACGCAGCAACUCUGACCAAUCUUAAAUAUGCAUUACAGAAACGAAAUGCUUUAAAAAAUCAAAAUAUCCAUGAACGCCAACGAUUACUAAAUCAAUUAUCACCUACAGAGAAUAAAGAACAUGAUACGGUUGAUACACAAAAUCAUCCAUUAUUAUCAUUGAACGUAUUAGAAGAACAAAUUCAACAAAUAACACAAGACUUGUAUAAAAACAAAGAAUUGCUUCACAUGAAAGAUUCAUAUCAAAAACAAUGUCAAGUGGAAAUGGAAAAGAUCCAGGAAGAAAUUCAGUCAGAUCAAAAAAAUAUUGAAAAAUUGAAACAAAAAACCGAAGAAAUGCAACAACGAAAACGAAUCCUGAUCUAUGAAAAGGAUAUUUUGGAAAAAAAAUCUCAGCAGUUGAAUGAAACAGUUUCUGUAUUGACUACUAUUCUUAACGAGAAAAGUGAAAACCAUAUUUGUUCUUCACAACGAAUAGAUGAUAAUCAAGCAGCAGUCAAGGAUUUAGAACUUGAACUUGAAGAUGUUCGACAAAAGAUUCAUAUAAUUGAAGAAUUAAAAUAUGACGAUGAACUUUGUAAUGCUCAGGCACAAUCGAAUCAAUACAAUCUUGAACGAAGAAACCAAGAGAUUGAAAAACAUCGGCUCGAGAAGAAAUUAGAAAAUUUCGAAGAGAUACAUAAAAAUAAAACCAAUCAACUCGUUCGCCAUCAACAAAAUUUAAAUGCUGUCGAAGAAUCAUUAUGUCAAAUUCAAACUAAUAUUAAAUCAUUGGAAGCAAAUCAAAUACAACUAUUGAACGAAGUUGAGUAUUUUGAGAAAGAACAAAAUAAACUCGAUUGGAGAGUUACCAAUUUAAUCUCUCAAAGUAACGAUUUACAAAAACUCAAGGAGGAAGCAAUUCAAAAAUGGAAAAAUACUGAAAAUGAGCAUGUGGCAGUUCAACAUCGAUGGGUUCGGCGCAAAUAUUUUAAACGUGAACAUCAGAAUCAAUUGAAUAGUGCAAUUGAGGAAGAGCGGCGACUCAAAAUAGAAUUAGAACAAUGCCAACACGAGAAAAUGCUUACUGAAAUGGAUGAACAAUGUACUGAAGCACAACAACAUUAUAACGAAGUUGAAACAAAGUCGAGCAAAAGGCUGGUUAUGUCUAAUGUCAGUUUUCCAUUCUUGCCUUUUGCUCUAUCGCCUGCUUUAAACUCAAUUGGGCUUGAAGCCGUAAUAGCUGCUGGUGCUACAAACCUGUCAGUGUUUCAACAACCCAAUCUUCAACGAAAGUAUAGACAAAAAAUUGAAGAAUUAGAUUAUAAACGCUUAAAAUUAAUUGAUAAACUAGAGGAAGCUCGAGUUCGCAUCUCGCAUUUUAGAGAAGAACAUUCGCAGAUCGUUGAAGCCCUUAUACAAGACGAAAAAGAAGUUGAAAGAAAGUCACUUUUUUGUUGGGAAUCAAAAGCUACUGCUGAAAAAUAUAUAAAAGAACACCAAGAUGUGUGUGAAUGUGAAAAAGAAGUCGAACACAAACUAAGAGUGAUAAAUGAUAAAUUACAACAAACUCAAGAACAAAUUAAAACCACAACGAAUGAUAUACACUUGUAUAAGCAAUUACGAACAAUAAAAACAAAUGAAAUAGAUGAUUUAAAACAAAACAUAAAGCACUUUAAAAAUGAAUUAAUUGAAAAGCACCAUCAAAGCAUGGAACAACUUCGUGAUGUUAUCCAACAAAAACGAGUGGCAUUAUCAGAUACAGUACAAUGUAUCGAAAACUACAAAUCAAUUGUGAAAAAACUCGAAGGUAUGAAUUGA